This is a messenger RNA of Epinephelus fuscoguttatus (brown-marbled grouper), 5883 nucleotides long. RefSeq names its product pre-B-cell leukemia transcription factor 1-like. Lineage: Eukaryota; Metazoa; Chordata; Actinopteri; Perciformes; Serranidae. Gene Ontology annotation, molecular function: RNA polymerase II cis-regulatory region sequence-specific DNA binding; DNA-binding transcription factor activity, RNA polymerase II-specific. Gene Ontology annotation, cellular component: nucleus. Bases 498 to 1787 code for a protein of 429 amino acids. The transcript has 9 exons. Gene Ontology annotation, biological process: regulation of transcription by RNA polymerase II; animal organ morphogenesis; embryonic organ development. The record is from RefSeq and is a predicted model, not a curated record.
AUAUGACAAAAGCAAAGGGGGAUGGAGUGAGUGAAAUAAAUCCACACUUCUUAUUUCUCACAGACACUUUUUUAGGGGGGUAGUAAUUUGGCAGGGAGAGAGAGAGAGGGGGGUGUUUGGAUCACUGCGCCACAUAACAAGAAAACGUGUCCUAGUUCAUGUUAGUAGUAGAAAUCAGCAGCCUAUCUCGUUUUACGCACACCCUGCUCCAGUGAAGGCAACAGCAGUUCAGAUCAGAUUUCACAUUCAGCUCCGACCAGCUGAGAGAGACACAGCCAGGAGAGCAGGAGGGCUCGUAUCUCCGCUUUCCCCUCCGAUACCCCCGCCAGAAAAAAACCCCACACAGCCCCUGCGAGGAACAACCGGGUGCGCGGCGCAAAUAUUAAAAAACACCACCGGGAUUUUUUUCCCCUCCUCCUUUUUUUUCUUUUAUGUAUUUUUGCAGGAUUUCAGCAGCGAGAGCGCCACAGAGAAUUAGAUAGAGAGAAGAAGAAGAGAUGGACGAGCAGACGAGGUUGAUGCACUCUCACACGGGGGUAGGCAUGGCAGGGCACCCCGGCCUGCCGCAGCAUAUGCAGGAAGGCACCGGAGGAACGGACGGCGACGGAAGAAAACAGGACAUUGGAGACAUUUUACAGCAAAUUAUGACCAUCACGGAUCAAAGUCUGGACGAAGCCCAAGCCAGGAAACACGCUCUGAACUGUCACAGAAUGAAGCCAGCGCUUUUCAAUGUCUUGUGUGAAAUCAAAGAAAAAACAGUGCUGAGUAUCCGUGGCGCCCAGGAGGAGGAGCCCCCAGAUCCCCAGCUCAUGCGCCUGGACAACAUGCUGCUGGCAGAGGGCGUAUCCGGUCCGGAGAAAGGCGGAGGCUCGGCGGCGGCGGCGGCUGCAGCGGCGGCCUCGGGAGGAGCGGGGGCGGACAACUCGGCAGAGCACUCUGACUACAGGGCCAAGCUGACCCAGAUCAGACAGAUCUACCACACAGAGCUGGAGAAGUAUGAACAGGCAUGCAACGAGUUCACCACCCAUGUGAUGAACCUGUUGCGGGAGCAGUCGCGCACACGUCCAAUUUCGCCCAAAGAGAUCGAGCGCAUGGUGAACAUCAUCCACCGCAAGUUCAGCUCCAUCCAGAUGCAGCUCAAGCAGAGCACCUGCGAGGCCGUCAUGAUCCUGCGCUCCCGCUUCCUCGAUGCCAGACGGAAAAGACGAAACUUCAACAAGCAGGCAACAGAGAUCCUGAACGAGUAUUUCUACUCACACCUCAGUAACCCGUACCCCAGCGAGGAGGCUAAAGAAGAACUGGCAAAGAAGUGUGCCAUCACAGUUGCCCAGGUUUCCAACUGGUUUGGGAAUAAAAGAAUCAGAUACAAGAAAAACAUUGGUAAGUUCCAAGAAGAAGCCAACAUGUACGCUGCGAGAACUGCCGUGAAUGCGGCUAAUGCAUCCUCACAUGGAAGCCAAGCAAAUUCACCCUCAACUCCAAACUCUGCAGGUUCUGCUGGCUCUUUUAACAUGUCAAACUCCGGGGACUUGUUCAUGAGCGUGCAGUCUCUCAAUGGGGACUCGUACCAGGGGGCUCAGGUGGGAGCCAACGUGCAGUCACAGGUGGAUACCCUUCGCCAUGUUAUCAGUCAGACAGGCGGAUACAGUGAAGGACUCACAGCCAACCAGAUGUACAGUCCGCAGGGCAUCAAUGCAAACGGUGGCUGGCAGGAUGCUCCAACCCCCUCAUCAGUGACUUCACCCACAGAAGGACCCGGAAGCGUUCACUCUGACACCUCCAACUGAUCCUCCACCCCCCUCCUUCACUCCUCCGUCCUCUGCUUCCUAACUUCCUCCACCACUGCACCCCCAGACACACCUCCUAAAACUGAAGCUCAAACCCCCAUUGGGACUGGACGUGACGUACUGUAUGCAGUCACGCGGCGGGACACAGUUGGGGUCUGGGACGACAUUUCCAUCAUUAUGGACAGAUAUUUCACUUUUCCUAUCUGGACUACAGUACCGCAGCACCGUUAGCAGCCUGCGUAGGGGACUCAUAUCCACACUUCACAGUUUGUACAGUUUCCACUUGAUGUCCAUGUUGCCUCUUUGUAUUUCUCUUACAUUAUAUAUUCACACAGUAGGCACACAGUUAGCAGCGUAACGCUCCCCACGUCUUGUAAAUUGAAAUGCUUCCACACUACCUCUAUUCGAAAUAACAACAGAGAAAACAUUUCAAGCGCUUCGGUUUUACAAAUUUUUAUAAUUAUUGGAAUUUUACUGUACGACGCAUCACGCCCUGUCAUAACACCUCUGUCUUUAUUACUGUGUUCACACAUUUUGUUUAUCUACAGUGCCAAAGUUCAACCCUGGAGGUGAAUUUUGAUACGUUUUUAUUGCGUCAUGUCCUUCCAUUGUCCAUGCCAUAUGUUGUUAAGUAUCAUUAUGUUAGUCCAGUCAUAUUAGUCAGGUAAUAUCCACGUAUUCAGCCUCGAUUUAUAUAGUUUGUAUUCAGAACUUCUACAACAGACAAUGACAUAUAAGGCAUUUUAUAUUUUAUUGCCAGAGAAGCAGGUUUUCUGCUCAUAUGCAGUACAAUGAUAAUGCAAAGAAUUCACAAUUUUUACGCAAGCAAUUAAACUGAGUGCGACUCGAGAGGAGAGCUGAAGUUCUGUCACGCUUGUCGGCUGCAUUUACAAUAUUCAAAGAAUAAUUGACCUGAAAAACUAAAUCAAUGACAACGUUAACGGCAAUUAUGGCACGUCAAUAAGAAUUAAAGCACAAUAAAGGCUAAUGAUUGAUCUCGAAGGGUAACAUUUGUAAAUGUUGAAGAGAAAACAAUACAGAGGAAAUUUUAUGAUUUAACUAUAGGAGUCGUAUAUGGAAGAAAAAGAGUGUACAUACAGUCAGUGCAUUGUCAGACAUCGUCAGUGUGUAUCAAUAUAGCCAAAUACUGCUGGUAACCAAAUCCAAAACAAAAAUUGUAAUUCAGAUUUUAAGGCACCAUGUUGCUGGGAUUUUACUUUUCAUUUGUGGGAUUAUAUUUGUGUCAUCAUCCUGAGACUGUGUUGGGACAUUCUGAGCUCAGAUUAAGUUUUUGUGUUUGCUCAGAUUAUUCUUUUCACAAUAAGAGUUUCUUGACAUAUAUAUCCCCUUGCACGCUCGGGAUUGUGGCACAAAUAUAACUCCAUGCUUCGAAAUUAUAUUUGUGUCAUAAUCCUGAGAUCACAAUGGGACAUUUUGCAUAAAAAAAAUAGAUUUUUCUGUUUGCCAAAUUAAAUAAUUCUUUGCACGAUAACAAUAUAACAUAUACUUUGUGUGAGAGCAAGAAAAAUCAUUCUCAGAAUUCUCCAUCGCAAGCUCAAGAUUGUGGCACAAAUACAACUCCAUAUUUGCGGCAUAAUCCUGAGACCAUGACGGGACACCUAUGUUUGUGCUGAAAUUAGAUUUUUGUGUUAUAUUAUCAACAUACACUUUGUGUUAGUGCAAAAAAAAUCACGUUAAAAAAAUGCUAUUGCACGCUCAGGAUUAUGGCACAAACUCUAAGCACUAACUCCGUAUUUUGGAAUUAUAUUUGUGUCAUAAUCCUGAGAUCACAAUGGGACAUUUUGCACUCAAAUUAGAUUUUUGUGUUUGCUUAAAAUAAAUCAUUCUCUGCACGAUAAGAAUUUCUUUACAUAUACUUUGUGUGCAAGCAAAAAAUAAGUUUCAAAAUAUCCCCGUGCGUGCUCAGGAUUGUGACACAAAUAUGACUCCAUAUUUUGGAAUUAAAUUUGUGCCAUAAGACUGAGGAUGUGCUCAAAUUAAAUUAUUCUUUGCAUGAUAAGAUUUUCUUUUCAUAUACUUCAUGUUGGUGCAAAAAAAUCACUUUCAGGAUAUGACAUCGCACGCUCAGGAUUGUGGCACAAACACAGCUCCAGAUUUUAGAAUUACGUUUGUGUCAAAAUCCCGGGACCACGUUGGGACAUUUUGCACUCAGAUUAGAUUUUUGUGUUACAUUAUGAAAAUUUCUUUACGUAUAUUUUGUGUUUGCGCAAAAAAUCACUUUCAAAAAAUGCCAUUGCACAUUCAGGGUUGUGGCACAAAUACAACUCCAUAUUUUGGAAUUAUGUUUGUGUCAUAAGACUGAGACCGUGAUGGGACAUUUUGCGCUCAAAUUAGAUUUUUGUGUUGCAUUAUCAAAUUUUUUUAAUCAUACCUUGUGCUUGAAAAUAUCACUUUUUUAAAAAAAAAUCCCAUUGCACACUCAGGAUUAUGGCACAAAUAUGACUCCAUACAUAUUCAGUGCUGAAAAACACUUGAGGUUUCUCAUCCCAUCACUCCUGUUCUUUGAUAACAUAACGAACCACAGUGUUUGUGUUUUCAAGAGUCCCAUCACUUUUUGUUUUGACACCACAUCCAUCAACAGAAACCGAUCCAAAAUGUGAAAUUAAAAUUUGUGACCUUUGUUGUAUGUACAGUAUAGUAUGUGGUCUAACAUGUAUACAUGAUUACAGUGGUCCUCAUGAGAUAUCAGCAUUUACAUACUUUGAUACCAAAAAAAAAGGCAGAAUUUUUAUCGUUUACAUUGGGAUCAGCUUUAUCCACGUUUUGUUUUUCCUCUUUUUCGUAGGAUUUUAUGAUCUAAGGUACUAGUGAGCGUCUCGUAAUGCUCCAGUACUCUGUAUUCAAAGCCAAAAACAUGCAGUUGGAAUACAGACGUGUUUAUAGACAUUACAACGGAAACAAAUACCCUGAUGGCACACAAAUCCAGAUAAUGUUUGGAUAUAUUUUUAUGUCUCCAUUUUGUGAAUAACUUUUUCAUUUGAUAUUCUUUUGCUUUGCUACAGGACUGUUUUUUUAAUGCUACCAUUAUAUGUGAAUUAGCCCAAGAAUACUCUAUAUACAGUAUGUAGAUAUGCACCUUUACUCUUUUGUUUUUGCAUCUUUGAAUUUGGAUGGUAGCCAUUUUAACGCAGCCUGAAGGAGUUCCAAAUCCUGAUUAUUUUGUACUCAGACCACCGAAACAAGCCUGCCUCCAAGAUGGCUACCGUCCGAAUGAAGGUGACGUGAAAAGUUAGUGUUUGCCCUCCGGAUUUGUUUUGAGCUUAACUCACGAUAAAGAAAUUCAACCCUGAGAUCCCGACCAGUCAUACAGCCUGACAACCACAGGUAUUUUUUAACAGUCGUCAGUGUGUUUGUAUUUAUUACACAUGUAUGAAAUCAUGGAUGUUUCAGAGCUACUGUCUGGAGGUCAACCACGGCAUGAUUCCACCAAACAAACUCAUUUGGAUCAUUGGGAGCGGCUCCUCCUCCUCGACCCAUCUGCUCAGUAUUACAGUCGAGGGGCCGAGCACCGUUGAAGUGAUGCACAGAACCUGCCUCAGUCGUGUCUUCUGAAGUCAUUGGAGUGAAUUGACAGCACCGGCCAUGCAAGGCAAACACAAGGAUUGUUUUUGCACCCCUCGGAUGAUAAGGAAAAAAAAAAAAAAGGCUUAACUCUACUUUUCACAUUGCCUGUCAAAUAUUAUCGAAGCUUCAUGUAAUGAUGCUUUUUAGUUUUUGAAUAUAAAAGGAGAAGAGACAUGAAAAGAAAAUGAACAAUUUGUAAAACAUAAAAUGUUUUAUUUGUUGCAUGUCUUUUUGUUCUUCAAUAAAAUAACGUACUGCAGUGUUUUGAAUGUUAACUUCUUUUUUAUAAGGAUUUCAGAGUGAAAUCGUGGAGCCUUUUUCUUGACAGGUUUUAACUUUUAAGAUCUCUGCGUAUGUAAAAAGGUAUCAAAUGGAAAACUAUUGUCUUUUUAAUUCCAAUUCAAAACCUGUUUUCUGUGGAGAAAAAUAGCUGAAAGGUGUAGGUUUUAUGGUCUCUUAAUUUGUACUGGCAAUGCGUAUCCCAAAUAAAUAGUUUCUUUUGUUGCAUAAA